AUGCGAACCAGUCCUGUCGGUGAAAGAAAACCAGAAACGUACAAUGAUCCAAGGGAUCAUUUAAUGGAUUUGCCCUAAGUGAGAAGUAAGUGCUAAUGUUGGCUUAGGGGAGGGAUAAGUGGGCAGUUUCCCAGAAACGUAAAUGAUCCAAGGGAUCAUUUGAUGGAUUUGCCCUAAGUGAGAAGUAAGUGUUAAUGUUGGCUUAGGGAAGGGGUAGGUAGGCAGUUUCCCAGAAACGUAUAAUGAUCUAAAUUAAGUUGGAGAAUUCAUCAUCAUUUUACUGUUUUAGUUGAUAUCCUUCGAAGUACUAGUUAGCCCAUGCCUCAUAUCAAGAGAGGUUGUUAAUUUUCCCUUUCCGGUUUUUGCAGAAAUUCUAAAAACGCAUUAACCUGUUAAACACUGGCAUAGUAUGUGGUCCUGGAGAUCUGCUAAGUACAAAUUAAAUAUAAAAGGACCUAAUAUGAAGCCUUGUGGGACGCCAGACACUAACUAUUCCUAGAUCACAGCUGGUGAAAUGAGGAUGGAUUCCCGAAAAAAAAAAAAAACAUAUAUCUAUGUUACGUGUAUACUUUAUCGUUAUUUCCCACGUACCAGAAUUGUAUCUCUGUGUUUUCCAUCAAAAGGCAAGAAUUCCCUGAUGCAAACUUCGAAACCUUCAGAAUUUACAUUCUCCAACCAUACAUAAACAGCAUCAGUUGGCUUUGUACUGCGGCCGUAUUUUGCGGAAACAAACACGUACGGCUUAGAGGCAAAGCUCUGGAAGACAAAAUACGAGGUCAAAUGAGCCUAUGGACAAUGAAAUGGACGAAGAUUGACUGAAAUUUGAUCCAUCUGUUAAUCCGUGACAGAGGCCUUGGUUUUGACAACGUUAACAAGGGCGGAUUAAGGGGUUGGCCCAGGAGGCCCAGGCCCCCCCUUUUGUGCGGAAUUUUUGUUCUUUUGUAAACGUGUGUAGGAUGGUACGUCGAGCUUUGUUACUUAACUAUAUUUUCUUAAAUAAACAUUGUUAAUACUGAAGAAAAUGUAAGGAAUGUUGUUCGAAUCAUCCGCCCUUAUAAACUAGCUUCAAACCGACAAACCGAAAGAUGCUACUGAUACCUGCCAACUUGCAGAAGCUUUAAAAGUCUUCUCAAAAGAAAGUUAUUCGUCACUAUUUGCCCGAUCUUCCAUUGCCAAACAGUGCGUCUCAGGAGCCAGAGCUGUGGAAGCGCUUUUGGUAUGGUAAUUUUAUUUCAAAUUUAAUAAGAAUACAGCACAGUUUCACUAAGUUUUUUUGUACUCAUGUACAUGGUUCUGAAACGUUUUUUCAGUGAUACGCGAAGGAAACCAUUUCUGUCUUGCGAUAUAUGUAAGUGGUUGCUUUCAUUUUCAGGAUGAAUAGAACCAAAAAACCCUCCAUUUUACAAGAAGAAUUGGCAGCCUGCAACAGAGGCCUAUACCCCAAAAUCCACACAAUUUUGCGACUCCUAAAGAUCGCCCCUGUGAAAAGUGCAACUGUGGAACGUAGCAACUCAUCACUGCGCUUUGUAAAGAGUUGUUUUAGAGGCACCGUGAGAGAAGACCGCCUUAACGCACUGUCGCUGCUCUUUAUUCACAAGGACGUUGCUCUGGAUUAUGAUGCAAUUAUUGACGACUAUGCCAAGCGCAACAAGUGAAGGAUGACAUUUAUCAAUCCCCUGCAAUGAAUUUUCUUAUGAUUGGUCUUAGAGUCAUGUCCUUGGGAUGCACUUCCUUUGUUGAAUUUUUUUUUAUUAUAAAUCUUCUUUGAAUCUGUGUUCGAAGCCUACAUUUUUGGUCGCAAAUGACCAAAGCUCCCAAAACGCAUGCAGUAAAUAUCCUUCUCAAACAAACUGGAUUUGACAAUUUUUCAGGGAGACAAUGUUGCUGCCUUUGCUGGGAGGUUAUGCUCCCGCCUCAAUCGCGUCGGCCCCCUCUAGCAUAAUAAAAUUUAAGCGUCCAGAAUGCACUAGAUUGCAUCUCAGAGAACUUCAAUCUCAAAAAUUUUCGCGGAGGACCAUGCGCCCGAAACUCCCUAGAAAAGUGCACCGCCGGCUCGCAGUCCUGAUGGGCGCUAUCGCGCUCAUAUUACCACUGUAUACAGUUACUAUAUCUCUAGGUCCCCUCUAUCACAAAAUCCUCCGUCCGGCACUGAUUGACGUUAAUGUGUUACAUACCAAAAAACCUUGAGAAAUCACAGAAAGCACAAUGUAAUUCCUGCUAAAAAGUGUUGUUCUUACAAGCAGCAUUUUUGUAUUUUAUUUUCAACAGAUUGUUAACUAAUUUCAUGAUCUAA
This is a messenger RNA of Porites lobata, 2293 nucleotides long. The record is from the annotation of a GenBank genome assembly. NCBI's taxonomy places the organism in Eukaryota, Metazoa, Cnidaria, Anthozoa, Scleractinia, Poritidae.